AGUGGUAGGAGCAUUUAUACACAGAUCUCAUUAUAUACACCCAGGAAGAAGUGAAAUAAGAUAGAAUAGGAUAAACACUUGAAAACAUUAAGUUGCCAGUCAUUGUGAAGAAUAAUUACGUUAUAUUAUUCAUAAUUGAACCUUACAGCGUGUCAAAAAGCGAAGAAUCGUAAACUCAAAGCUCUGGAUAUUGAACUCGUAUUGCACUUCCCUGUGGCUGUAAAUAUAUUAGUGUUGAAAAAUUGCAUUUAGUGUAGAAAUUGCAUUUAUUAAGCUUAAUGCACAAUAAUUUGCAUCGUUUGAGUAAUUACAGUAAUUUUCUCAAACUAUUAUUUGUCAACAAGUUUCAUGUGAAAAUUUAUAGUUGAUGACAUUAAAACCAGUGAUUAUCAGAACAAAUAUUGGAUUGUGGAAUAUAAAUACAGCGGCCAAAUAGGUUGAUAUCACAGUUGAAGAACUGACGCAGUCAAACAAUGAAGUCUCUCAGUAGGUGCAUUUUAGUGUUAGCUGUGACGGUGUCAUCAGCAGCACCAUUAGAUGAACUGUCAAGAAAAGGAGAAGCCGGGAGGAUGAGCGACAAAAUCGAGCCAGUGAUAUCAAUGGACCAAAGCCAGUUGUCACCCGGCAUUCAUGCACCAGUUGAACGAGCUGCAAUGGACCAAAGCCAGUUGUCACCCGGCAUUCAUGCACCAGUUGAACGAGCUGCAAUGGACCAAAGCCAGUUGUCACCCGGCAUUCAUGCACCAGUUGAACGAGCUGCAAUGGACCAAAGCCAGUUGUCACCCGGCAUUCAUGCACCAGUUGAACGAGCUGCAAUGGACCAAAGCCAGUUGUCACCCGGCAUUCAUGCACCAGUUGAACGAGCUGCAAUGGACCAAAGCCAGUUGUCACCCGGCAUUCAUGCACCAGUUGAACGAGCUGCAAUGGACCAAAGCCAGUUGUCACCCGGCAUUCAUGCACCAGUUGAACGAGCUGCAAUGGACCAAAGCCAGUUGUUACCCGGCAUUCCAGUUGAAGCUAGAGCUAAAAAUGGUAAAAAGAAAUGCAAAGGAUGCAGAUGCUUUGGAUGCCCUGGUAAACGAGUAGCAAUGCAGCAAAGACUAGCACGACAAAGUCAACUAGCAUGAAAGAGUCAAAUAGCACAAAUAGCAUGUAAUCUUCAUUAUAUCAGAAUAUGUCAAGCGUGACCCUGGGUUAGUUUCUGGGUACAAAACGCACUUAAAGUGGUUGGGAGGGAUAAAAUAAAACCUGUAUGAAUACAAAAUGUUCAAUAGAGACAAUAAUUAUUGUUUGUAGACUGGCCAGUUAACAUUUGAUUGUCAAUUUGUAAUUAACCAUUACCAAUUAUAGAAAGAUUAUUUUCAAACGGG
Molecule: messenger RNA, 1370 nt
Organism: Nilaparvata lugens (brown planthopper)
Lineage: Eukaryota; Metazoa; Arthropoda; Insecta; Hemiptera; Delphacidae
Product: fibrous sheath CABYR-binding protein-like
Exons: 2
Coding region: 474-1127 (217 amino acids)
Source: RefSeq, a predicted model, not a curated record